AUGUUUGAAGACCCGACCUUCCCCGCCUCCGGAGAUAGCCUCUACCGCACUCCUCAGCAGCCCCCGGCUGGUACCCUGCCCGCCGCCUUGGUCGUGUGGGGUCGAAUCUCUCAGCAAGAGGUUAGGCGGUGCCAUUCUCCGGUGACGUUCCCUGUGGAUGAGGGUCUCGCGGCGGUGGGGCAGGGCGCGCUGGGAGACUCGUGGCUUGUGAGCGCCCUGAACAUGCUCGCGCCGUUACCGGGGGUGCUGAAGAAGGUCGUGGUUUCCGACAGACACAGCGACAAAGGUGUCUACACCCUCAAGCUGUUCAAGGAGGGUGCUUGGCGGUACAUCCACGUGGACGAUCGCCUUCCUUGUUCCCCGUCGCGAACACCGCACUACUGCUGUUCAAAGGAUCCCAACCAGGUGUGGGGUCCCCUCAUCGAGAAAGCCUUCGCAAAGCUUCACGGUUGCUACGAGAGCUUGGGUCGCGGGUCGAUCGAACAGGGCCUGCGCUGUCUUACGGGCACCCCCCUGAUCAGGACUCCACUAACGGGCCUAGAGCCUAAGAGUGAUUGGGACGGAGGUGUCGCCGACAAGGAGUCUGAGAAGCGUCGGCAGCAUCUAUGGGCGAAGAUGAAGAAGUGGCAUGGGCGAGGGUGUGUGAUGGGGUGUUACCGUGGUGUCGAGUUCGACCGCGCCAGAAAUCGACAAGCGGCCUCUAACAGCUCCUCCAUGGGACCUUUCGGCGGAGACAACCGCGAGGGGCCCGGGCGCCGAAAGACGGGCCUGAUGGUGGGUCGGGGAUACUGCAUCGAGAGUGUGUGCGAGGCGUCGGCCGGAGCAACACACACCCGUGACGCUGCCAUGUUUCAGCUGGUCGAGUUGAGUUGCCCUUGGGGGGUGGGCCAGUGGCGAGGGGACUGGUCCAGGAACAGCGGGAUGUGGGACGCGUACCCGUCCAUAAAGGCCGAGUUGCGUCGGCUGCGACCACAGCGCGCCGGUUCUGCUGCGCCCCCUCCCGCCGCUGAAAAGGAUGGAGAAGGUGGUGGUGGUGCAGGGCCGUUGGGAGCCGUGACGGAGGCAACCGAUGUAGGAGCAGGUCGAGGGGCACGAGAACAAGAAGAACAAGAACAAGAAGAAAAGGAAUCCUCGUUCUGGAUGACUUUCGACGACUUUACCACCGAGUUUUCUCAGAUGCUGACGUGUGUCUCGUACUCCGCGGGACAAGAGUCCAAGGGCCUUUCUCGAAAGAGCUACCGAGGGGUGUGGAUACCUGGUGACUCCCUCACCGGCUCCGGCGGCGGCUGCGCCAGUCCUUCUUUCCUUCAGAACCCGUUCUACCCGGUCACGAUUCAGCGGAACUCGACCACGGUGACGGUCUGCCUGUCCAUCUGGGACAGAGCCUGGCAAGUGGACCCUGCAGGGAGGGGACCCGCGAUCGGAUACUACAUUGUCCGGCUGACGGGAUCGAAGCCGCGGCUGACCAAGCUCCGUCCCAGCAAGAUCGCCGCUCGAUCGAUGGCGUUCGUUGCAGGGACACAAUCAGCGGGGGAGCACACGUUCGACUCAGGGCGAUACGCAAUUGUUCCUGUGACGGUGAAGCCGCUAAGUUCGGCGGAAGAGUUUUUUCUAGAUCUGACGGCGGACAACACGGUGGAGUGGGAACAAAUGGACGACUGCAUCCGGGACCUAGAUCAAGUGCUGAGGUUAAGCGACGACGAAGGAGACAUGCCUAGCGGGAAGCACCCUAGUGUCGUGAGUGUGCUGUCGGAAGAGGUGGCGGACGCUGAGGAUGUCGACGGUCCUCCGGGAAACAAGGUAGCAUGUGGGAGAACUGGCGAGACAGAACGAAUUCCAUCCAGACAGAGGAACAGAGUGAAAAACAGGUCCACAACGGUACUUUGA
This is a messenger RNA of Ectocarpus siliculosus, 1887 nucleotides long. NCBI's taxonomy places the organism in Eukaryota, Phaeophyceae, Ectocarpales, Ectocarpaceae. The record is from the annotation of a GenBank genome assembly.